Messenger RNA from Yarrowia lipolytica CLIB122, 4581 nucleotides. RefSeq lists its product as uncharacterized. NCBI's taxonomy places the organism in Eukaryota, Fungi, Ascomycota, Dipodascomycetes, Dipodascales. Gene Ontology annotation, biological process: nuclear-transcribed mRNA catabolic process. The record is from RefSeq and is a predicted model, not a curated record. Gene Ontology annotation, molecular function: 5'-3' exonuclease activity; nucleic acid binding.
AUGGGUAUUCCUAAAUUUUUCCGCUACAUCAGUGAGCGAUGGCCGCUGAUUUCCCAACAAGUGAUUGAUACACAGAUUCCUGAAUAUGACAAUCUGUACCUCGAUAUGAACUCGAUUCUGCACGUGUGCACACACAAGGACGCAGAUGUGACGUUCCAGCUGACGGAAGAACAAAUGUUCCGCGCCAUCUUCGAGUACAUUGAGCAUCUAUUUUCCAAAAUUCGGCCCAAGAAACUCUUCUUUAUGGCCAUUGACGGAGUCGCACCGAGAGCCAAGAUGAACCAGCAGCGAUCGCGACGAUUCCGAACUGCCCUCGACGCCGAAAAGGCCAAGGCCAAGGCUCUGGAGGAGGGCACCAUCCUGAAGGAGGACCAAUUCGACUCCAACGCUAUUACUCCCGGAACCGAGUUCAUGGAGAAACUGACCACCCAACUCAACUACUUUGUGCACAAAAAGGUCAGUGAGGACGCUGACUGGCAGAACAUUGACAUUGUUCUUUCUGGUCACGAGGUUCCAGGAGAAGGAGAGCACAAGAUCAACGAGUGCAUCCGAAUCAACAAGGCCCAGCCUGACUACGACCCCAACACCCGUCAUUGUGUGUACGGUCUGGAUGCCGAUCUCAUCAUGCUGGGUCUGGGUUCCCACGACCCCCACUUCUCUCUUCUGCGAGAAGAGGUUGUCUUCGGUCCCCGACGAGCCGGUCCCAAGGCUCUGGAGGAGCAGAACUUUUAUCUUCUGCACAUUUCUCUGUUGCGAGAGUACCUUGAGCUGGAAUUCCAGGACCUUGCUGACGAGAUUUCGUUUCCCUAUGACUUUGAGAGAAUUCUGGAUGACUACAUCCUGCUCUUCUUCUUCGUCGGAAACGAUUUCUUGCCCAACUUGCCUCAGAUUCACAUCAAUGAGGACUCCCAUGCUCUUUUUGUAGAGUUGUACAAAAAGGUAAUGAAGAUUUCCGACGGCUACAUCAAUGACCGAGGAAACAUCAACUUGCAGCGCCUGGAUCUCUUCCUGGCUGAGAUGGAAAAGUUUGAAAUUGGUAUUUUCGAGGAGCAGGCCAUUGAUCUGGCCUGGAUCAACAAGGAUCUUCCGGAGUUGACUCAAAAAUACAAGUCCAAGCGUGGCGAGAAGCUCUAUCUCUCACCCCAACAGAAGGAGCUGGUUGUGCAGAAACUGCGCCCCUUUGUUGAUGCCCAUCUUAAAAACAAGUCCAAGUCGGACUACGAUCCUGAUAAUUUGCCCGAGAUCGUAUUUGAUACUCUCUCCGAAGAGUGUGAAUCUCUCGUCAAAGAGAUCUCUCUGGACCUCGAUUGCCGAUUUCUCAAGAACUCUUCCACAUCUUGUAUGCUAAUCGUCGAUUACGAUGGCCUCCGAGACGAGGAGAGUCCUGAAGAAGCCACCCAGCGCUUCAUUGGCUACUCCCAGACCCUCAAGCGGUACGAGGCUGCUCCUGUCAAGACCGCCGAGGCGCUGGCCCAGCGAGAGGAGAUUUACAAUCAGAAGUUUGAGGAGUGGAAGGACGACUACUAUAAAAAGAAGUUUGGUUGGUCGACUACCACCGACGAGGGCAAAGCCGAGCUCAAGGCUCUGACCGAAAACUACGUCGAGGGUCUGCAGUGGAUUCUGCACUACUACUACGACGGCGUACCCUCGUGGUCUUGGUACUAUGGCUACCACUAUGCUCCUCGAGUUUCUGAUGUGCGUAAGGGUCUGCAGGCCAAUCUCAAGUUCAAGGCUGGCCAGCCCUUCAAGCCCUUCCAGCAGCUCAUGGGUGUGCUGCCUGAGAGAUCCAAGAAGCUCCUUCCUCAAGCUUACUGGCCCCUGAUGGCCGACUCCAACUCGCCCAUCUAUGACUUCUACCCUAACGACUUUGAGCUGGACAAGAACGGAAAGAAGGCCGAUUGGGAGGCAGUGGUCAAGAUCCCAUUUGUGGACGAGUCGCGUCUUCUGACAGCUAUGGCUACGAAGGAGACUGGUCUUACUGCUGGAGAGAACAAGCGAAACGCAUUUGGCAACAACUUGUUAUUCAAAUACUCGCCCCAGCAGGAUUAUGUCUACCCGUCUUCUAUGCCCGGUGUCUUCCAGAACUUGGAGCACUGUCAUUGUGUGGUUGAGAAAUUUGACUUGCCUUCCAUGGACGGUUUGGACGUGGUCAUCGGCAAGAAGGAUGGCUCCAAGUGGGGCAAGGACAUGUUGUCCGGAUUCCCCUCUCUCAAGACCCUUCCUUACACCUACGACAUUGAGGCUGCUGGUGUUCGAAUCUUCCAGCAGGAUUCGCGAAACAACACUCUGGUGCUCAACAUCAUCAACUCCUACAAGAACCGAUCUCCCGAAUCCAUUGCUCGAGAGUUGAUGGACCAGUCCAUCUACGUCAACUAUCCUUACCUGCGAGAGGCCAAGGUGAUUGCUGUUUCAGACGAGCUGUUCUCUUACACCUUUGAGAACGGCAAGGUCAACAAAUCUCCCCAUUCCGACACCAUGGCCAAGGAGUGGGCCACCGGAUCCCGAAAGAUCAAGAACGACUACAUCAAGAAGCAGGGUAUCAAGAGCGGUAACAUCUUUGUCGUUCUUCAUGUCCGUUUCCUGGCUGGUAUGAAGAAGGGAGACGAUGGAUCUCUUGUCAAGGACUUUACUGGAGCCACUGGUUCUUUCCCUGUUCAGACUAUUGUUGAGAAGGUGGUCAACGAGGAUGAGCGGUACAAGGAGCGAGCUGCUCAGCCUAUCGCUGCCGAGUUCCCUCUCGAGUCGCGUGUCAUUCUCAUGUCCGACUUCUGCUAUGGUGCUGAGGCCCAGGUUGUCAACCACAUUGGCAACACCAAGAUGGAUCUCCAGGUCAAGAAGUCUGCACCCAACUCUCCCGCUGUUGUGCUUGCGGAUGUGGGUAAAAAGAUUGCUCGAACAGAGUACGCUACCACCAAGUACUACCCCUCGUAUCAGGCCGCCAAGAUGGCCGGUAUCCAGUCGUCUCUCCUCGGUCGAAUCUGCUCCAAGUGUCUGAUUCAGAAGGGAGACUCUAAGAUUGACGUAGGUCUCAACCUGCGAAAUGAGGGCAAGCGAGAAAAGGUGCUUGGCUACACCCGGCGAACUCAGCAGGGCUGGGAGUACACCCAGGAUGCCAUUGCUCUGGUCAAGAGCUACUACAACACCUUCCCCAAGCUGGUCGAGGGUAUUGGUUCCAACCGAGACAAGGGCGUGCCUGACAUUUCUGCUCUGGUCAAAGGCGAACCUGCUGAGGUCAACAAGAUGCUUGAAUCUGCUCGGCGAUGGCUCAAGGAGAACGCCUCCCGACUGACUUCUGUGGAUAUUGACACUCAGUCUCUAUCGGUCAAGUCCAUCUCUGUUCUUGAGAACUAUCUCGUCAAGAACGCUGCUGACCCUGAUGCUGUGCGGUUUAUCCCCUCCGUUGUGAAGGGUACUCCUCGUCAGGCUGUUCUUCGACCUGAUGAGGCCUUCCACCAGCUUCGUGGCCAGCGAUUCGAUCUGGGGGACCGGGUUGUGUAUGUCCAGGACUCUGGAAAGGCUGCCAUCUUUUCUCAGGGUACCGUGAUCGGUAUCAAGGCCGUUGGCGUGGAUGUUCGGCUGGAUGUGCUGUUUGAUGACGAGUUUGUCGGUGGCAACAACUUCCAGGGCCGAGCUUCCACCAACCGAGGUCUCAACGUCGCUGCCAACACCGUCAUCAACCUGACCAACCGGCAGAUGAUGUACCGACCCAAGGGCGGCAACCGAGGUGGCAAGGCUAAUGGCCAGCAGACCAACGGCAAGACCAACAACGCCCGGGGCCGAAACAACGGCCGACAGGGUUCUCCUGCCGCUUCUGCAGUGCCCAAGCCCAAGCAGCCCUCUCCUGGUGUCAAGAUUCUUCAGCGACCCAGAGACGCUGCUCCUGUUGCUGAGACCUCUACUUUAGGUGAGGUCCCCACUGCUGUGGCUGCUGCUACCGCUGCUGUAUCAGAGUCUGCUACUGUCCCUCCUGCUCCCGCUCCCAAGACCGAGGAGGAGCUGAAGAAACAGAGCGAGGCUCUUUUGGACUCUCUCAAGUCCAAGACUUCUGCUGACGCCAAGAAGCAGGUCCUGGGCAACGUGCUGAACCAGUACUCCAACCCUCAGCCCCAGGGACCUUCUCAGCACCAGCAGCAGGGCCCUCCUAUGCACUACGGAGGCCCCCAGGGUGGAUUUGUACCCCCUCCCCCUCCCGGAUUCCCUACCCAGGGAUUUCCCCCCCAGGGCUACCUCCCUCAAGGACACUUCCCUCCCGGAUAUUACCCUCCCCAGCCUUUCUACCCUGGUCAGGGUUAUCCUCAGGGACCUGGCCCUCAGAACCAGCAGCACCAGCAGGGCGCUCCUCAGGGAACUCCUCAGGGCAAUGAAGACCUCUCUGCACAGUUGAUGGCUGCCCUGCAGGUUUCUGAUAACUCUCAGCAGCCUGCCACCGGACUUGCCAAUGAAGGAGGCCGAGGACGAGGAGGACGGGGUCGAGGACGUGGAGGACGUGGACGUGGAGGACGUGGUCGAGGUGGACAAGGUCAGGGCGGACAGCAGGAUGCCAACAACCCUCGGAUUCCCCAGGUGACUCCCCGGCCUUAG